Crotalus tigris (Tiger rattlesnake) is the source of this 4934-nucleotide messenger RNA. RefSeq names its product zinc finger protein 131 (gene ZBTB35). The coding region runs from base 1962 to 3809 and encodes 615 amino acids. Gene Ontology annotation, biological process: regulation of transcription by RNA polymerase II. Lineage: Eukaryota; Metazoa; Chordata; Lepidosauria; Squamata; Viperidae. Gene Ontology annotation, cellular component: nucleus. Gene Ontology annotation, molecular function: protein binding; DNA-binding transcription factor activity, RNA polymerase II-specific; RNA polymerase II cis-regulatory region sequence-specific DNA binding. The transcript is spliced from 7 exons. The record is from RefSeq and is a predicted model, not a curated record.
AUCUGACUUUGUCGGGGUCGGCGCUCUCUCCCGGACGAGGCGGGCGUCGAAAAGGGAUCGAUUUAAUGCGCGAUUUGAUGACGUAAUAACGGCUCUGGAGACGGAGCCGCCGCCGGAGUUGCGCUGGUCCAUGUGCCGGCUCCUGUGGCCUCUUUCCCUUCGCCCCGGCCAGCUCUAGCCUCUCCCGUGCCGCCCUUUAUUCUCUUUAAGAGACCCUUUCACUCCUCGGCGCCCCCCAGCGGUUAGGCCUUCCGUUUAGCCCGCUUUGAGCGCUCAUUGGCUCCGUUCUCUUCCUUUCCGGAGUCCGAUUGGUUGAUGUGGACAUGAUUGACAGGCAGCCCCAAUAGGGUCAACCUCAGUGUGGGUCCCUAAAGGUAGCCUUCCCCGCUGGGCCGAGGUUUCCGCCAUCCUUAGCUAGCAUAGGCACAAUGGCUGGCGCCGGGAAUUGCUGGCUAACGUACGUGCAGUGCCGUAGUUAUGGCCAGGUGUGUGUGUGGGGUCAGCUAACCACUGAAGUCUCAGUUGUAGCCUGCUGUGGUCCGCAUGAGGGGAGGACAACAGCAAAGCCCUCUUUUCUGCCAUCCCAAAACGACCGCUGUCAGAGCCAAGCUCCACGCCCGUUAGAGUUAUGGCAUGAAGGACGUAUGGGCACGAAGAGAGGGGUUACUAGAGCUGGAUGCAAGCCCCUAGAAUACAGGAAAGAGAGAAACGAUGGUCUUGCUCAUGGCUCCCCUCUGGCACUGUGUUGCCCUACCCGGCUUACGACUAUACAUGGAGAAAUAGAAAAAUAUUGCAUGCCCUUCCUAUUUAUUGCAAUAUUUAGGUGCUGCUAAGACAUAGCGUAAAGCAAAGGUGGACCAUAUUUUGACUUGGGGCCUGGCUAUCAGAGGAACCGCCUGCCAGUUUUUGCCUAUCCAGUGCCAUGCUCCAUGUCCCAUCAAGUAGCAAAGUCAUCUUGUGGGACCCAGAAAGUGUGCAUUUUCUGGCACAGCGCUUCACCUCUGGAAGGAGAUUUACCCCUGAAAUCCAUGUGGUUUUCAUCCUCUUGAUGUUCUAUAAGGCCCUGAAAAUUUGAUUCUCCCAGGCUUUGGGUUGUGUCUGCUGAACGGCCUGGUACAUUGUUUUCCAGUUGGUCAGGCUUUUUAUUUGUAUCUCUGCUGUUUUUCUUUUUUUACUUGUAAGCUACCCAGAGUUGUCAGAAGGUCAGCUGACCUCUAAAUUAAAAUUGAAAUACAUAAAUAAAAAUACUUUGGUAUUUGGGGUGGAGGGCGACAAAGAUAUUGGGUGAAGGAGAGUUUGAAGUGGUUUAUUUAUGCCAUGGUGCAUUUUUUACAGUGUCUACUGUCAUUUUCAUCUGCAGAAAAUGUGCCAAUGGUAUAUUCAACCAUAUCCAGAAAAGGUCUGAGAGCUGCAAAAAAAAGGGCCUUGAAUAUCAUUUGUAGUUUUGGAGCUAUCAAUUACUCUCCCUUAGCAUAAAGGAAUUGUUAACAGCCUCUGUCUGUCUGAUCAGUGUUUGGAUGGGAAAUUAGUUGAGCACUUUUUAAAGAAAGAUGGUGAUAUAAGUGUAGUAAAUAUAGGCUAUGCAGUUGCACGCAUGGCCGCUGAGCAAUUUUUGCACCAUCACUUCAGGAGGAGCAGCAAUAGGCAAACUUUAUUUUUUAUUAGUGUUCAUCUAUACAACUUGCAAUCCAAUAUUUAUUGAGCUUUUUUCUGAGCCAUGGUGGAGAUGUUACUCAUCAAUGGUCAAUUUGGCCCUUCUUUCUUUUCCCUUGCUCUCUUGUUUCCGUUGAAAGCAACAUAAGAAUGUAUUAAGUAGAAUACAUGCAUUUAAUGGAUGGGUUUGCUUUUGUUUUCUCUACUGAAUUAGUUGUAGUUAUAAACAGGAGAUGUCAACCUAUCCCAUUCUGCUACAUGACAGAAUAGCUGAAAUGGAGAGGCUGUGAGAGACAAAUUUAUUAGCCAUGGAAGCUGAAGAGACGAUGGAUUGUAUUCAGGAAUUUCCAGAGCAUUAUAAAGUAAUUUUGGACAGAUUAAAUGAACAGCGGGAGCAGGAUCAAUUUACAGACAUCACUUUGAUUGUGGAUGGUCAUCAUUUUAAAGCUCAUAAAGCUGUUCUCGCUGCCUGCAGUCAGUUUUUCUACAAAUUCUUCCAGGACUUCACUCAGGAGCCUCUAGUAGAAAUUGAAGGUGUAAGUAACAUGGCCUUUCGUCAUUUAAUUGAGUUCACAUAUACUGCAAAACUAAUGGUCCAGGGAGAAGAGGAAGCAAAUGAUGUCUGGAAAGCAGCUGAGUAUCUUCAGAUGUUGGAAGCCAUUAAAGCACUUGAAAUCAGGAACAAAGAAAAUACAUCAUUGCUUGAAUCAAAUCAAGUUCAAGAUAAAAAUAAAGCCAAAAAGAGGAAGAUAGCAGAGACCUCUAAUGUUAUUACUGAAACAUUGCCUUGUGCAGAAUCUGAACCAGUUGAAAUUGAAGUGGAGAUUGCCGAAGGAGCUAUCGAUGUGGAGGAGAAUAACAUUGAGUCUCUUGAGGAAGUAGCUUCUGCUGAACAGCCAAUAAAAUACAUACAGACUACGGGUACUUCAGAUGACUCUGCUUUGGCUCUUCUGGCAGAUAUCACCAGCAAGUUCCGCCAUGGAGAAAGGAAAAAUGAAAUUCAGGAGGAAUGUGACAACCUAUCUGAUCCAAUGGGCAAACAUGUGGACGGCAUUGAGAUCAUGGAACUUCAGCUGUCGCAUGUCAACAAUCUUUUCCAUUGUGAAAAGUGCAAUCGCACAUUUAAAUUCCUUUACCACUUUAAGGAGCAUAUGAAAACACAUUCCACUGAAAGCUAUAAGUGUGACUUAUGCAACAAAAGAUACUUGCGUGAGAGUGCGUUGAAGCAGCACCUUACUUGUUACCACCUUGAUGAAGGUGGAGCAAACAAAAAACAAAGACCUGGCAAAAAAAUACAUGUUUGCCAAUACUGUGAUAAGCAGUUUGAUCACUUUGGACAUUUUAAAGAACAUCUUCGGAAACACACAGGUGAAAAACCAUUUGAAUGUCCAAAUUGCCAUGAACGUUUUGCUCGGAACAGCACACUCAAAUGUCACUUGACAGCAUGCCAGUCUGGUGCAGGUGCUAAAAAGGGACGGAAGAAGCUUUAUGAAUGCCAGGUCUGCAACAGUGUGUUUAACAGCUGGGAUCAGUUCAAGGACCAUUUGGUAAUACACACAGGUGACAAACCCAAUCAUUGUACCUUAUGUGAUGUUUGGUUCAUGCAAGGCAGUGAACUCCGGAGACAUCUACAAGAUAUGCACAACAUUUCAGAGCGAAUAGUAUCUGAGGAUAUUCUUCCGGUGGACAGUGAUCCAGUGGCGUCCAUGACAAUUAUAGAGCAGGUGGAACAAGUUCAUGUCUUGCCCGUAAUUCAGGUCCAGGUGGAUCCAGCCCAAGUGACUGUAGAACAGGUACAUCCAGAUUUGAUACAGAAUAAUCAAGAAAAACAUGAACAAAUAGCAGAAUUACAAGAGCAGGUUGAAAUAAGCUACUUAGAAGUUGAACACAUUCAGACUGAACAAGGUACUGAAGUACAUAUGGAAGAGCUGGAUGUGGAACAUGUGAACCAGUUACAAAUGGAAGAAGUUCAGGCUCAACUUAUGGAAGAACAUAAUCUAGAACAGGGAGAGUCAGUGCCCAUGGAUCAAGAACUGACAGCAAGCACAUCUGUUCACGUGGACGUGGUGGAAGCACAUGGAGCAGAUCAUGAAGAGUCUGAUGAUUUAAAAACUCAGCCAAUAAUGGCAAUACAAGAGGAAAACGUGGAGAGCUAAACAAUUUUGACUGCAUUAUCUGUGAUUUGGAGGAAAAAAGUUAAUACCAAAUUAUUUUUCUUAAUUUUCUUGUUUGACUUUUGCCCUACCCAUGGGACAACUCUCUUGUAUCAGUGCCCUUAGGGAAGUGAACAGGUGGACCAAAGUUAGAAUAUUUGAUUGAACUCUCCUUCUUUAUUUCUAGGAAGGAAAAAACCCUUUUGUGUGUGUGUUUUCUUAAAAUAAAAUACCAUGGAGCAAAGGCUAUUCUGGAGAUGAACAGCUUUGUGUGAAGUUUAAUUGUAGAGUUUUGCUAGAUUAUACUGUUUUGUCAUUGUAAGAAAUUUCUGAAGCAAGUUCUAUUUUCCUUUCAGAAUAUGAGUUUAGUGUUAAAACGGCAAUGUUAGUAUGAUUAUCUAUAAAUUUGGGUAAUCUGCUUUCAGAAAAAGAUAUUUUUCCUUCUUUCCCAUUUAAUAUUUUGCAAUAGUUGCAUUAUUUGCUGAUGUUCCUAACUUUAAGCACUAUUUUCAAGGUCUAGAAGAUUACUGGGAUGAAGGUAGUGUGCUUAGGUUUUGUGAAUACAACAAAAAAACCUUCGUGCCUUCACACAAUAAAUUAAUUAAACUUCCACAAAGCUUUUACAAUUCUUACAAAGCUAAUACAAAAGGCAGUGUACAUACUACUGUAUAGUGCUUUGUAAUCUUGCUUACAAUUGUUCGCUAUCAGGGUUUUUUUCUGCAUUAAAAUAAACUUGGAUGGGGGAAAAUGGAUUGAACACUGGCAAUUUUUAAGGUCCAAUUAUAUUGGGAAAAUGCAGCUGCAUCUGUAACAAGAUAUGAGUUGGCUAAUAGGUUGCACUGGCAUCUUAUCACCAGAUUUUUAUUUUUUAGAAAAAAAAGGUACAUUUUAUAUUUAAAGGAAAAACAUUAAAAAUACGAAGUAAAUGUGUCUACACAAUACACCAGGCUACUGUUUUAUUAUUUAAACUUUAUGACCCAUGAUUGAAAGAUCUUGUGCUUAAAAGGUUUGAAAAAAAUCCAAAGCCAUAAGUAUGAGUGUUUUAACUGUGGAUUUACAAAUGUAGGAAUGUAAAUAUUUUAAUCAGUAUUAUUGGACAAUAAAACAGUACCUAUCAUAAGCUUUCAA